AUGUUAAGUGGGGAACAACAUUCAUCGCGGUCACUGUCUGAGUCAGUUCUAUCUGGCUCUAUACGUACUGGACCAGCAAAUGAGCUAAGCGAACGUUUAUCUCAUCAUUCAUCGAUUUCUGAUGAAAAUAAUAACGAUAACAUUUCAUCACCACCAACACUACCAAUAUUUCCUAUUCCAUCGGCUUUUGCUUUAAUAUCAAAAUCAGCUUCAGCAUCAAAAAGUAGUACUCCUUUUGCAUCGAUCCCAAAAACAACUACACAUUCUAGAAAUGUACAAAAAAAAUCUAAUAAUCCAACUGCUUACCAAACAACUGUACAUCGAAUAAAUACUAAUGAAAAGAAAAAAGUUGGACAAACAAAUCAUCAUCAAACAAAAACACAAUCGAAAUCAAAAUAUUUAACAACACCGACAAUUUGUGUUCGAGUUAGUGCACGUGAAAUAGAAAGGGAAGAACCAACGCCAAUAUAUGUUACACAUAGUCGUGGAGGAAGAAAACAUAAAAGUGUUUUUGAAAAAGUUGAUUUACAUAGUGGACGUACUACUUUUUUGGGCUGUGGUACAUAUCCGCAAUUAGAAGAUUGUAUAAGUGAUUGUUUAGCACGUGAUCGACAUCAUAAAGAUAUUGAAAUUUGUACUACUCCAAAAUAUGAUGAUACAUUAAAAUGUUUAAAACGUGCAUCUAUACUUGACGAUUAUAGUUAUGAUGGAGUUUUAUCACCAAAUUGCUAUAGAAUUCGUUCGAAUAGUUGUCAUCGUCAUCAUUAUGAUCAUCAUAAAAAAUGUGCAUCCGAACUUUCUCUUCGUGAAAUUCGUGAAGUUAAUGAUAAUCUUGAGAAAUGUGGUAUACCUGUUUUUUCACAUCACCAUCAUGAUCAUGAUCAUGAUCAUCGAUCACGCAAUGUUGGUGAUAUUGUUUCGGCAUGUAAACUUCUACUCUCAGAUCCAACAUUUGGAGCAUAUAGACAAGGAAAUCAAGCUGUAUCACAUGUUUGGGAUGCUAUACGUAAUUAUCAACCGUCUUCAGACGUUCCGGGCUAUCCACCACCAGCUGCACAGGGUGUUGGUUCACCUCCUUUUGGUCCUCCUCCUUUUGGUCCUCCUCCUUAUCAACCUCCAUACAAUCCGAUGCAACCUGGUGCACCGAAUACAUUUUAUCCUCCUCCUCAACAACCGCCAUCCGGUGGUGGUCAAAGUGUUUUGUCACGUUUAUUUGGUGGUGGUGGUGGUGGUGGACAACAACCACCCCCACCAUUCCCACCACCACCACCACCCCAACAACCUCCAUCCAGUUCUGGUCAAAGUGUUUUGCAACGUUUAUUUGGUGGUGGUGGUGGUGGUGGUGGACAGCAACCUUAUCCAGGAUGA
This is a messenger RNA of Rotaria sordida, 1368 nucleotides long. NCBI's taxonomy places the organism in Eukaryota, Metazoa, Rotifera, Eurotatoria, Philodinida, Philodinidae. The record is from the annotation of a GenBank genome assembly.